GGCACGUUUAGUAUUAGUGACAAAAACUGAUUGAUAUAACCCCUACGGCCUCAGAAGACGACUAUAUAAGUGGAAGAGCAGACCACCUACUUUAGUUGACCUCCGAGCAUUUGAAAACCACCAGAAAAAGUCCGACAUACAAGAAUGAAGGUUUCAGUUGUCUUGCUGCUGUUCUGUUUGGUGGCUACCAGCCUCGCUAGCUUCUACUACCCACCUAAGAUCGCUAAGGUCAUCGUCAUUCCCAAGUACGGCUAUGGUGGAUAUGGCGGCUAUGGAGGCAACGGAGGCUAUGGAGGCUACGGUGGUUUCGGAGGCUUUGGCGGCAUCGGCGGCAUUGGAGGCAUCGGCGGCAUUGGAGGCAUUGGCGGAUUUGGCGGAAUCGGCGGCAUCGGCGGUCACGGUGGUUACGGUGGUUAUGGAGGUUACGGAGGUGGAUCAAUUGGAGUUGGAAGUGUUGGCAUCCUUGGCGGUGGUCUAGGUCUUGGAGGAGGAUUUGGUGGCGGUCUGGGAGGAGGCAAAUACUACGUCGUGGAACUUGAUGUUGAUAUCCAUGUCAACUCACAACAUCUGACAAAGAUAACCCCUAGGGCCACUCGACGCAACUAUAUAAGUAGAGGAGUAGACAGAAUCCUUUACCAGACCUCCAAGCACUUGGAAAACAUCAUACAAGAUCGACCUGAAAGAAUGAAGGUUUCCGCUGUCAUUGUGCUGUUCUGCUUGGUGGCUACCAGCCUCGCUAGCUUCUACUACCCACCUAAGAUCGCGAAGAUCCUCGUCAUUCCUAAAUACGGCUAUGGAAGCUAUGGAGGCUAUGGAGGCUAUGGAGGCUACGGAGGCUAUGGAGGCUACGGUGGUUACGGAGGAAUCGGAGGCUUUGGCGGCGGCUUCGGCGGCGGCAUCGGCGGCGGCAUCGGCGGCAUCGGCGGUAUUGGCCUCCUAGGCGGUGGUCUAGGUCUUGGAGGAGGUUUUGGAGGAUUCGGUGGUGGUCAUGGAGGCAAAUACUAUUGAUAUUACUGAUGGAUCACACAGUCGUGUCUCAAACACACCAGGUCGUAGAGCUUAAUGUUGAUGUCGACAUCAGCGAACAUUCAUAGUCACCGUACUAUAAUGCACUCUUGGCUACAUCAAUAAAGUUUCUUGAACUCAU
This is a messenger RNA of Pomacea canaliculata, 1147 nucleotides long. RefSeq names its product keratin, type II cytoskeletal 3-like. The coding region runs from base 145 to 1008 and encodes 287 amino acids. The transcript is spliced from 6 exons. NCBI's taxonomy places the organism in Eukaryota, Metazoa, Mollusca, Gastropoda, Architaenioglossa, Ampullariidae. The record is from RefSeq and is a predicted model, not a curated record.